This is a messenger RNA of Lodderomyces parapsilosis, 2025 nucleotides long. RefSeq lists its product as uncharacterized. The transcript has 2 exons. The record is from RefSeq and is a predicted model, not a curated record. Bases 1 to 2025 code for a protein of 674 amino acids. Lineage: Eukaryota; Fungi; Ascomycota; Pichiomycetes; Serinales; Debaryomycetaceae.
AUGUUUCAACCACCUGCCAAGUUCAUUGAUCUUGUAUCAGAGCCAAUCAAUACCACUGAAUGGCCACUACCACAAGUUGACAACACCAUACCUAAAUUCAACUAUGAAGUUAUCACAGUCAGCAAACAAGUGUCACAAAUUCUCGUUCAUCAGUUGAAAACCACAUCAAUUGAGAUAGGUCUUCAUCCCAAGUUUGCAUCUGUCAUUGUUUCUGAAAAGUAUUUUGUCAAUGCCAAUUACAAAACAGUUAAAGCGGCAAAGCUGUGGAAUUCGUACUUGGAUUAUAUUGCAUCAGGUCAAGUUUGUCAACCGAUAAAACCACCACCAUUCAACUUGCAACGUAUGCCUCAUAGAGAGUUUGCCUUCUUGGAAGAGCCUAUACUGGAGUGCGCUGUGGAGCCUCUACAUGCAACUAAACCUAUACAACUUAACCCCACUUUGAAUUCAAUAUUUGUUCCAACACCAGUGAUUUUACAACUACCACAAGUUCCUAAAGAGCCUACUAUAAAAGUAUGGGACACCAAUGACAAAAUUAGUUUGUUUGACAUAAUUGAGCAAAGGAUAGAUUCCAAAUUACCUCCCCUAGAACGUGAUUUCGGCACACUCCUACCACAUCAACUCAACUUGGUUAACCGGUACUCCAUUGGAAUUGAUUGUGCGACGAUUUUCCCAAACAAGAGCGACGACCAAAUAUUUCAAUUUCAAUUGGCCAACUGGGGUGCUCCAAGCUUGACCCAUCAUUUCAAUACUCAUGAUUUAAAUAUGUUUUUAUUUGAACGGGAAAUCACUCGUAGCAGAAAGUAUAUGGUACAACCGACAGCAACGGCAAAUCCAAAACAAGACAAACCAGCCGAAUAUUUUCUUCAACUAUAUUUGGAUAAACGUUUUAACAACAAGUCAUGGCAUUUGAACAAAUAUCAACUCAUUGUGGAAAUGGAAUGGAAACCGAUAACUGCCGAUAUCAAAACUUUGCAAAGUCAAUUUCUUGAAGAGGUUUUGGAUGCUAAAAUCGAUCCACUGAUUGAGCCGAUCACCACCGCUCAUGACAUCAAGUUGAACCCAUUUGUUGUUGAAAACACAUUUGUUUUGGACUACCCUCAAUUGCAAGAACAAACAACAACAACGGCUCGACCCGACGUUGACAAUGGAGCUACUAAUUUAGCAACGUACCACGAUGAUACUGAAGCAUUGGUGCAUUUGGUGGCGACAAAGAAACGCAAGUUGAAUACAAAAGAGGUUGACAUACCACAAGAACUAGCCUUGCUUCUGUUCUUACACCCUAAAAAGGAAGCCCGAAAGGAGGAAGAUAAAGAAAAAGCUCCCGAAAACACAUCUACAGAGUCUAAAAUCCCUCAAUAUAGUGUCUUUUUCGACUCUUCUUUCAACGAGUCAACGAAAGAGUACCAAUUUCCACCUAAACAAUAUAUUGCAUUAUCACAAUCAUUUUGGAACAAGGAUUACACGUUAGCUAAAAGUUUGAGUGAGAAAAUAAGUGUUCUUGAAGUCAAGUUUAGCCAUGCCGUCGAUAUCGUCAUUAAUACUACUUCAGCAAUAUACAUAACCGCAGCAGACUUGCUCAUCCAAGGAGAUGGGAAAUCAACUAAUUUCCUAAUUCUCAAAGAAGUUUUGACCAUGAAACAACAUUUUCAUAAAUUGUACAUUGUUGCGGUCGUCAAUACCGCGUCAUUUGUUGCAAAUGCCGGAAUCAAAUUGCAAACAUUACAAUUGAUAUGUCUUGGCUUGAAUAUUAAACUACUCUUUGUGUCCAAUGAAGACGCUCUACUCUGGCUAUUGGAAAUCAUUGAACUGGAACCACCGCAAUUCGUUGAUGAACCAGUAGAUUUGGAUAAUCAACAAUAUGGGUUAUUGUGUGAAUGUGGAUUGACAUAUUUCCAAGCACAGGAGAUUUUGCAGAGGACAUCACUAGAGGCGUUCAUUUCCAGUAGUGUAGAUGAAAAGUUGAAAAAGUUCAAAGAGUUGGUAACUCCUGAGUUAUUGAAAUCUGUUAGACGUGUUUUGGUUUAG